Manis javanica (Malayan pangolin) is the source of this 502-nucleotide messenger RNA. The record is from RefSeq and is a predicted model, not a curated record. Lineage: Eukaryota; Metazoa; Chordata; Mammalia; Pholidota; Manidae.
GCAGUUCAGUUUGGCCUUUGACUUACCGGUGGCUGGACCCUUCGCCCCAGAUGCCGUCGUAGCCAUGGGCAUGACGCUUCGGAGGGAAGUGGAAUGCCUAACCAAGGAGCACACGGAGACCAGGCAGCAGUCUGAGAAGGACCGCUCAGCGCUGCUGUCCCAGAUGAAGGUUCUUGAGGCCGAACUGGAGGAACAGCUGGCUCGACAUCAGGCCUGUGCACGGCAGGCCGAGGAGCUCUGCGCACUGAGGCAGCAGAUGGAGUCUCUGGACAAGCACCUGCGGAGCCAGCGGCAGUUCAUGGAUGAACAGGCCGCGGAGCGGGAGCGCGAGCGGGAGGAGUUCCAGCAGGAGAUCCAGAGGCUGCAGGGGCAGCCCCAGGGCCCCCACCACGGCCCCCUGCAGCAGGCGCCACUGGAUGAAGAGGUAGGUCCCUCUCUGCUCCCUCUCAGGUGCUGCCCUAUGAGGGGGCGCUGUGGAGGCCACCCCACGCUGGCGGGGUGA